Molecule: messenger RNA, 825 nt
Organism: Colletotrichum scovillei
Lineage: Eukaryota; Fungi; Ascomycota; Sordariomycetes; Glomerellales; Glomerellaceae
Exons: 1
Coding region: 1-825 (274 amino acids)
Molecular function (GO): hydrolase activity
Source: RefSeq, a predicted model, not a curated record
AUGGCGACUUCCAGUAUUCGUUUCUUGGUUCUGUCGGAUACUCACGACUCCGCCUUCCCAUGGGACCUCCCUCCGGCAGAUGUAGUCCUCCACUGUGGCGAUCUAACUAUGAUCGGCGGCAUGUCGAACUACAAAGCUGCCAUCAAAAGCCUUUCGAGUUGCGAUGCUGAACUCAAGCUCGUAAUUCCAGGAAACCACGAUGUAUCUCUGGAUCCCACAUGGUGGGCCAAUAAUGCAGAUGAAGACGACGAUCUCGAGGAGCCAAAGAAAGCUAUCGAUUUGUUCAGCCAAUCCGAAGUUAAUCUCUUGAGCGAAGGAUACCAUUCAUUCACUCUCAAGGACGGGCGUUCCUUCACUCUAUAUGCCUCGCCUUACACACCCGAGUUCAACGGAUACGCAUUCUCAUACGCUGCGAACGAAGACAGAUUCAACCCGGCCGAAUCAGACCUGGGCCAAGUGGUUUGCGGCCCGAAGCCGAUCUCCUCGGAAGUCGAUAUUCUGAUUACGCACGGCCCACCGCAGGUCCCAGGCGGAGACUACCGCCUCGAUCUCGACGGCAAGGGCGCCCAUUGCGGCUGCCCAAAAUUGUGGAAGGCUGUCCAACGGAUUCGCCCACGACUCCACUGCUUCGGCCAUCUCCACGAGGGCUACGGAUCCCAAGUCGUUGAAUGGCAUGCCAACGGGACGCAAAGCGUUGCACCCGUCAUCAAGGAGAGGAAUAUCAUCAAGGCGCCAAAGAAGGAGGCACGCAAGACAUUACUCGUCAAUGCAGCAAUCAUGGAUCACCACGGCGAAAACAACAAACCCUGGUUGGUGGACUACUAG